Molecule: messenger RNA, 5120 nt
Organism: Calypte anna (Anna's hummingbird)
Lineage: Eukaryota; Metazoa; Chordata; Aves; Apodiformes; Trochilidae
Gene: EOGT
Product: EGF domain specific O-linked N-acetylglucosamine transferase
Exons: 17
Coding region: 411-1994 (527 amino acids)
Cellular component (GO): endoplasmic reticulum lumen
Molecular function (GO): protein N-acetylglucosaminyltransferase activity
Source: RefSeq, a predicted model, not a curated record
AGGUGGGGCGGGUCCCGGCAGCCCUCAGGCCGCGGUUGCUCCCGGUUCUGGGAGGACGGGACGGGGUGUGGCGGUACCGCGCGCUCCCUUCCAUUCCGUUCCGCACCGCUCCCCGCGGGUGUGAAGGAGGGGCAGGGUGGGGGGCUCAGCCCUCUCACAGCCACCGCCUUUUCCCCGCCGAACCUGGUGGGGCCGGGCCGGGCCGGACCGGACGCGCUGCCCCCGCUCCCUCCCCGGACAUCUGCCGCGGCGGCAUGAGGAUUAAGGCCGUGAGCCAAGGCGUAACGGGAGGAGCGGGCGGUCCCAUGGGCCGCGGGGCUCCCCGGGGCUGGCGGGGCUGAGCACCACGUCUGUGUACUUGGGAAAUCCGAAGCAGUUCUUCUCAAAGCAAACAGAACUCACAGGUUGCCAUGUUCAUGUUGCUCGUGUUUGGAUUGCUACUGCAAGAAAUCCUGGCUAAUUCCCAAACUGAAAACCUUACUGAAUUCAAACACGUUCCAGAAGAGCCGUUAUAUAGCUACGAAGCCAUCAACUUGCCAGAUGAGCAUAUCCCAUACUUUCUGCACAAUAAUCAGCAUAUUGCUGGCAUCUGUAAGCAGGACUCUCAUUGCCCUUAUAAAAAACACUUGAAGAAACUGAAAUCCUGCUGGGGUUACGAGAAAUCUUGCAAAUCAGAUUACAGGUUCAGUUACCCAGUGUGUGAUUAUGUUGAAACUGGAUGGGCAAGUGACAUUGAGACAGCCCAGCAGAUAUUCUGGAAGCAAGCUGACUUUGGUUACAUUCGGGAGAGGCUCAAUGAAAUGAAAACUCAUUGUAAGCCUGCAACAAGAGGAGAUUCAUCUCUGACCUGUUCUCAGUACCUUCAGCACUGCAGAGCAACAAACUUGUACAUUGAUUUACGAAGUGUGAAGAGAAACCAUGACAGGUUCAAAGAAGACUUUUUCCAGAAGGGAGAAAUUGGAGGUCAUUGCACUCUUGAUGUUCAAGCAUUUUUGGCUGAAGGUCAACGCAAGAGCCCUCUGCAGUCUUGGUUUGCAGAACUCCAGACAUUUACUGCCUUGAGCUUCAGGCCCUUAGAAGAUGAGAAGUGUGAUGUUAUUAUUGAAAAGCCAACAUACUUCAUGAAAUUAGAUGCAGGUGUUAAUAUGUACCACCACUUCUGUGAUUUUGUCAAUCUUUACAUUACACAGCACAUUAAUAAUUCCUUCAGUACUGAUGUCAACAUAGUCAUGUGGGACACAAGCUCCUAUGGCUAUGGUGACCUCUUCAGUGAGACAUGGAAGGCUUUUACUGACUAUGAAAUAAUACACUUGAAAACUUUUGACUCCAAAAGGGUCUGCUUUAAAGAAGCAGUCUUCUCAUUACUGCCUCGAAUGAGAUAUGGCUUGUUUUAUAACACCCCACUGAUCUCUGGCUGCCAUGGUACAGGGCUGUUUAGAGCAUUUUCACAACACGUGUUACACAGAUUAAAUAUCACACAAGAAGGACCCAAGGAUGGGAAAAUUCGAGUCACAAUACUUGCACGCAGUACAGACUACCGGAAAAUAUUAAACCAGAAUGAGCUGGUGAAUGCUUUGAAAACAGUAUCAACCUUGGAGGUCAAAGUGGUGGACUACAAAUACAAGGAACUUGAAUUUUCAGAGCAAUUGAGAAUUACCCACAACUCUGAUAUAUUCAUUGGGAUGCAUGGAGCUGGACUCACCCAUUUGCUCUUUCUCCCAGACUGGGCUGUUGUUUUUGAACUAUACAACUGUGAAGAUGAACGUUGUUACCUGGAUCUGGCAAGGCUGAGAGGCAUUCACUACAUCACUUGGAGAAAAAAGAAUAAAGUGUUCCCUCAGGAUCAGGGACACCACCCAACACUGGGAGAGCAUCCAAAAUUUACAAACUACUCCUUUGAUGUGGAAGAAUUUAUGUACUUGGUGCUUCUGGCUGCAAAUCAUGUUUCACAGCAUUCCAAGUGGCCAUUUAGGGUAAAACACGAUGAAUUAUAAAUCAGAUUUCUGACUGAAAUCCUGUUUUUAAAUAAUGCUCCAUUAAAAUAUUGUAACAUCAUAAAGCAAAAUGCUACUGUGAACCAUGUAAACCUCUACGAGGGAAAUAACCCAUUACUGAUUUGUCAAUCCACUUCUUGGCACCAUACCUUACCUUUAUAAUCCUGCUCUUUAGUUCUGGGAGUUUUCAAUAUGUAAAAACUAUUUUUCAGAAUGCUUUUUGGGUUUUGCACUGUAUUUUUAUAUUCCAAAAUCUGAAAUACUUGUCAUAAUACAAAGAUAUGUCCAUCCAUUUCAUGUAAGAUUUUCUGGGCUAGAUACCAACUUCUUAAAUACUUUAUGCCUGUUAUUAUGUGAGGAAUUGUUAGAGGAUGAAGAGUGCUCCAGCUUUGUUUCUCUGUACAGUUUCUCUGGGAAUGAAACAUGCCUGUCAGAGCUCCUCAGUUUCUCUUCUUGAGAAGUGGGAUGCUUUUAUGCUGUGGCCCUGUACCUCUAAGUGAAAAUCUGAAUAAGAAUUGUCUUCCUAUUUUAAGACACUGCUCAGCAUCUCAUUUGCAGUCGAGUUACACAGAGCUGUGGUUUCAGCAUGGUUGGUUAAUUCCUUUCUGUCACCAUCCAUGUCCUUGCCCUGGUUGUUCCUGUGUUGUUUUUUAGGUCUGAAGGUCUUCCUGUGUAAAACUGUGGUUCUAAGAAUGAAGUGGUUAAGCAAGCUUUAACUUGUGCUGUUUGAUUCAGCAGACACUGCAGACUUCUAUUGCAAGUUUAGAAACAUUUUCAAGCUAGAGAGCAGAGUUUCUGCAUUAACUGGAUUCUGCAUCCAGUUAAUAUAUAAUUAACUCCCCUCCCUGUAAUCUUAAAUGCUAAAAUAUAAACGGUGUGCUCUCUAGGCUUAGUCAGACUUCUAUUUCAAAGCAAGGAAAUCUUGUCCUAAGAGAGUACUUAAAGCUUCAGGUAAUCUGGGUGUUUUCUAGGUUUUCACUUAAAACAGCACCGUGCAAUGGAAAACCUGAGCAAAUUGGAAUAAAACUCAAGGCUUGUUCAGGAUGCUGAAUGGAACAGACUUCUAGUUUUUUAGGACGAAUGAUUCUAUGUGUAGGGUAUCUUUCAGCUGCAGCUGAAAGGAAAUAAAGUCAUGAGGAACUUUGUUCUUGGAGUCACUGAAAGGCUGAUCUAGUAAUAUUCUUGUAUCUCAACAUAUCAGAGUCAAUCUAGAAAACUUCUGAAAAUCCUUCCAAAGCCAGUAGCAUAGUUCACUGUUUUCAGUGAAGGAAAUAUUAAGCCAAAUCUGAUCUUUUUCAGACAAAAUUCCUUCUGGAACUGACUUGUUGGUGCUAGUGAGGGGUAGGGGGAGUGAAAAGAAUAGUUCUGUUGUCUUAAGUGGGUCUGGAAAGACAUAUGGAAGAAUCAAGUUCAGAGAGAUAAAAACCAGGAGUUCUGUGUUAAGUUAUGGAUUUUUUUGAGAAUGUGUUCCUGUGAUAGACUUGCAGUAUAAUCAAGUCUCAGUGGCUUGAAGCAGAGCAUAUGUUUGUAUGCAGAAGAAAGACAGUUACAGUAAAUGUAAAUGCUUCACUGGUAUAAUUGUAGAUAUUAUUGACUUCCAUUCUCCAGCAGUCAUAGACAAUUUCAGAGAGUGUAAGUACAUUUAUUGACCUGCCUAUACUGGUAGAGGUAUAUAUCAUACUGUAAGUAUGAUUUUCAUAUAGAUCUCUCAUGACUUUAAGCAGUGCAUAGGAAAAAACUAGAUUAUGGGUGGUACACAAGAUAAUAUUAAGGUAUCUGGUGCAAUUCUUACCAUAGUGUGUUGUUUUACUGAUGGAGAAAACUGACCAUAGAAGCAAAAUUGCACUUCUUGAUAUGAAAAAAGUCCUUGAGAAAGACAAUUUCUUGUAUUUGUGUGUGGGUUUUUGUUGUUGGUUCUGUUUGUUUGUUUGUUUCUGUUUUUACCCUGUGGGAUUUUAAAAGGAAAAAAAAAAUAUAUGAAGCUUAAGUCAGUAAAACGUUUGAGUGCAAAUGAAAGCAAAAUAAGGAAGACAUUUAACUAUGAACUCUGCACAGAUAUUUGAUAUUUUUUUUUAAUAAAAACCUUUUUAAAUAAGGAGAAAAGUGUAAAAUUUUUGAUUAUAGUUUGCCAGGUGUUGGAGAGAAAUGUUUUGAAUACUUUUAAUUGCACGGAGCUCACGCGUCUGCUUUUUCCUGCUGUGACAACCUGAGGUGCUGAGGUCCAAACUGAUACUCAGGUUUCUUUUUCUGGGAAUCCUCAGAGGCAAUUCUGUCACCUUGCACUGAUGACUUUGUCGCCAGGCAUUUUAAGAUUGGCUUGUGGAAAUCUUGUGUGUGUGUUUUAACUUUCUACUCUGCAGAUGAUGGUGUUGAAGCCGGUGUGAGAGUCCAGGCGUGUGCUUGAAUCUGUACAGGAGCAGCUAAUGAGGAGCUUCUCUUUCAAGCCAUGUUAGUACUCAUUAAAACAAGUGGUGGAACAGAUGCCUGGAUGCCUGAAAGGGAGGCUGGGAGGAGUAAAUCCAAGGGCAAAAUACCCUGCCAACAUUCACCACUUUCAACAGAUUUGAGUGCGGCGUCUGCAGGUGAUGGGCAACGUUUUCCUCAACCUUUAGAGUUUAAAAUGAAAACACUGUUGGGGUUGAUUAGUUCUACAAAAAGUCACAAAAUGAUUUGGGCAGCAGAGGGAAAUUUUGUUGGAUUAGUGGGAUUUUUUUCCAGUAAUUCCUGAGGGAGAGUUUGGACAACACAAAGAUCUGAGUCAUUACUUUCUUAAAGAGGGUCUGAGCCCUCUUUGGAAUUUGAGGGAAUACAACAGACUCUUGGGCCACUUGUUCUUCAGGCAGAAUAUAGCUCUGGUUUAUAUUUUCCUAACAGACCAUAGGAAUCUUGUUCCUUGCUACUUCUGGGUCACUGUGGUGGUUUUUUUUGGUUUUUUUGGGGUUUUUUUCUCCCCAGUUAACUUAAGCUCAGAGUCUGUAUUUAACUGGCACACUGGCAUCAAUCUGAUGAAUUUAGUUUUGGGUCUUAAUGAAGAUUUCCAGUCCUGAGUGCUCACAGGAUUGCCUCUUUUUCAUGCACAUAGUAAAUCAAGAUCUGUAAUUCAAAUAAAAAAAUAUUUUAUGGAUG